AAGAUUACAUCAUUUGAUUGGUAGUACCGCUUGAACUGAUGUUACAACACAGUUCCGUAAAAAACAACCACAUCCUCAUUCAGAGUAUCUGCAAAAGUGGCAAAAACAGCACCUCCAGAAAGGACUGACACUGCAGGAAUAUUGAACCCGAACUUCAACUGAGCAGCCCAACUGAGCACAGCUUUAUCUACAGUGUGAACACAUCGGGCUCAGUGUGUGUUAGCAAGUGAACACACCGGGGCCCCUUCAUGGCCAGCAGCAGCAGCACGGUGAACUAUCGAAUCCGAGUGUACCAGGACUCAGAUUACCAGAGUGUGCGGGACCUGUAUGUCAGUGGAGUACGCCAGCAUUUCUCCAGGGUGUGUUGCUAUGUCCUGAAGCAGCCUGUGAUCCAGGCCAGUGUGGUUGUGAGCUUGUGCUUGCUGUUAGUGCUCUCCAGAUCCUUGCUGCUGUCUCUCUGCAUGCUGGCCCUGCUGUUGGUCCUGGGCCGUCUGUUCCUCAAGAGUUUGUGGAACCUCCUGAUUAAUCAGAACCUGAGGUCCGACCUGUUGGAUAUCGGAGCAUCAUACAGCAAGCAGCCUGGUGCCCGUUUCUGGGUGGCACAGUGGGAUGAUGCUGUGAUCGGGACAGUGGGAGCUGCUCCAUCUGACAACUCAUCCACCGACCUCGAGCUGAAACGACUGAACGUGCACCAGGAGUACCGCGGCCGGGGCAUUGCCAAGGACCUGUGCCACACUGUCCAUGAGUUUGCUCGUCUCUCUGGCUUCACUGGCAUUGUGCUUGGGACAUCUGUCAUUCAGACAGAGGCACAGCAGCUCUAUCGCAAGCUGGGCUAUAGGCUGGUGGGAACAACCCUAGUGCCACAUGCCUUUGCUAAACUCAUCAACUACACCAUCUACAAAUACCGCUAUCAGCUCACCACCAGCCCUCUACUCUGGCAAACUGAGGAAUGAUUACUGUAAGAGCGACAAGCAAUCUGUCCGAGUGCAGGAACUCACCCUGUUAGGACAGGGUAGAACAAACAGACUCUGUAACCAGGGCACAGGACAGAUAAACAAAUAAACAUGGUUAAAAUGCCGGGACAGAUCUUGUUAAAGAAAACAGAUAGAUCAUCAUCUUCAUUAAACCGAAGAGGUGAUAACCAUGUUCAUUAUAUGUGAUUUGAUUAAUUACUGUCACGUGUACUACGAUACAGUGAAAUUUGUUGUCUUACAUGCUUUACAGGCAGAUUGUACUAUACAAGUGCAUUAGGGUAACAGAACAGAGUGCAGGAUAUAACGUUACAGCUGCCGAGAACGUGCACAGACAGAUAGAACAUUGUUAGUAAUUUUGACAGACUUGGAAUUGAGUUUUUAAACAGCAGACAAGUCAGGAUUCACCAUUCUCUAACAACAUUUUUUUUGUGGAGAGACCAAGAAUACAGGAGCAGAGUUUACAGCAGAUUGAGGCUGUUCCAUCAUACACAUGAUCAGGGCUAAUCCUAGACAACUCCAGCUUCAUUUUCCCAUCCCUCUCCAUGUCCCUCAAUUCCCUGGAAGAUCAAGAGUCUUUUAAUUGAAGCCCCAGACAACUGACUAAGUUAAUUCCAAAAUUCUCAAGCCUUCAGAGUUUUCUAUGUUCAAAUGAGAUCACCUUUCAUCGUUCUAAACUCCUGAGUGUAGGGUAACCUUAUUCAGCCCUGCACCAUACGGUGAGCUCCCCAUCAUAGGAUCCAGUUUAAAUGAACAUCUUCUUUAACAUCUUCAAUUCAAGUCUUUACUUUUCUUAGAAGUGGAGAUCAAAAUGUUCCAAAUGUGAUCUUACCAAAAUCCUGAAAACUAUCGUUGUUCCAAGAGUCUUGCAAUCAAGCCCAACGUGCCAUUUGCUGUUACAAUUGCUUGUCAGGAUGAAAGCCAGCUGAGUGAUUGUUUAGCCUCAGGAACCUCUGAUCCAAAAUGGGACUGAUUGUGUGGCUGAUCUGUCAUCAUGGCAACUGCGUUGUUGCUCACUCUGCCCUAGUGAAAGCUACUCGCAACCUCUUUAAUUCUCUGACAAGACACCAGAACAAAGAUCAGUAAAACAUGAGAGGAAUUCCAUUAAUAAUGCACCUGCUACAUCCUCGGAAUUCACCUCAGAACAAAUUUUAGUCUCCUUCUCGAUCCCAACUCCACAAGUAUUCAGAGCAAAAUUCUGCAAAGUCCACUUUGGAUUGGACUGGACACUUUGCCUGGGCACCUGAAAACGUCUCCCCGACCAGAUCCUGUCCUCUCAACUCUCAAAGCUCUGGUUUGCUGGGGAGGAUAAAGAGAACAUCAAUCCAACUCAGAAGCUCUUACUAAAUUGUGGCUGCAUUAGCAUUAAUCAUCAAAUUCCUACAAUGUGGAAGCAGGCCAUUUGGCCCACUGAAUCCACACUGAUCCUUAGAAGAGCAUUCCACCCAAACCCAUCCCCAAUCCAUUCCUGUAACCCUGCAUUUCCCAUAGUUAAUCCACCAAACUUACACAUCCCUGGACACUAUGGGCAAUUUAGAAUCAUAGAAUCCCUACAGUGUGAAACAGGCCCUUCAGCCCAACAAGUCCACACCGACUCUUGGAGUAUCCCACCCAGACCCAUCCCCCUAGAAGCCACCUAAUCUACACAUCCCUGAACACUACAGGCAAUUUAGCAUGGCCAAUCCACCUAGCCUGCACAUCUUUGGACUAUGGGAGGAAACUGGAGCACCCGGAGGAAACCCACGCAGACACGGAGAGAAUGUGCAAACUCCACACAGACAGUUGCCCGAGGGUGGAAUCAAACCCACGUCCCUGGUGCUGUGAGGCUGCAGUGCUAACCACAGCCACUGUGCUGCCCCCAAUGGCUGGGAGGAAUGUGCUCCCAAUUUUUAAAGAUGUUGACAGUCCAUCGAACUGCAUCAUACUUUGAGUCGAAACACCUUACUAUUGAGGCAAAGUGAGGCAGGAAAGGGUAGAAAAAGAAGUAUAUUCUGCCUCAUGGCACGUCCCUACCCGUGGUGCCCAUUGAUCUGCAGCCUGUGUUUUAGCCUGUCCAGACAUAUGAAGACCCAGGGCACAAACUCACUAUCCUGAGAUGAUACCACCCUUGAAUUGAGAGGCAACCAAUGACGGUGCCACCUGUAUGCCAGGCUUUGUGUUCCUUUCUUGAGCUGCUCCCAGUUUCACAUCAUAUUCUGUUUAACUAUCCUCGUCAGCCAAGUGAACAACUCCACACUUCCCUGCAUUUUGCAGCUGCGCAUUUAUGUUGCCUCUCUGUGAUCUUGAUCCUUUUGCCUUGUUUUGUGUCAUGAGCAAAAUUAGACAGAUUAGACAUCCAAAUCUUACUGCAGAUUGUAAAUAGCGUAUUAGCCAGUUAUGUUGCACAUUUUCAAAAUGCCGCUAAAAAUAAAAAUAUCAGUAGAUUU
Molecule: messenger RNA, 3397 nt
Organism: Rhincodon typus (whale shark)
Lineage: Eukaryota; Metazoa; Chordata; Chondrichthyes; Orectolobiformes; Rhincodontidae
Product: probable N-acetyltransferase camello
Exons: 2
Coding region: 249-953 (234 amino acids)
Molecular function (GO): N-acetyltransferase activity
Source: RefSeq, a predicted model, not a curated record